Molecule: messenger RNA, 1405 nt
Organism: Coffea eugenioides
Lineage: Eukaryota; Viridiplantae; Streptophyta; Magnoliopsida; Gentianales; Rubiaceae
Product: auxin-responsive protein IAA13-like
Exons: 5
Coding region: 68-1015 (315 amino acids)
Biological process (GO): regulation of DNA-templated transcription
Cellular component (GO): nucleus
Molecular function (GO): protein binding
Source: RefSeq, a predicted model, not a curated record
ACCAUUGCACAUUCUUCCCUCUACUCUCUUCUGUCAACCCUUUUGGUUUUACUCUCUUGUUCACACCAUGGAACAAACUCUAGGCUUACUAGGUGGUGGUUGUGGUGGUGGUGGAAGUGGUGGUGGACCUGGUGGCAGUAGUGGUGGAAGUGGUGGUAGUGGUUUGUCAAAUGAAACUGCAUCAUCAGCUGUGUCCAAAGUGGAGAAAGAUUAUAUGGGCUUGUCUUCAGAGGGUUCAUCUUAUGAAAAUGAAGAGGAAAUUGAGUUGGGGUUAGGCCUGAGUCUCAGUAGUGGUGGCGGUACUGGUGGGGUGGGAAAGAAUAAAGGGUCAUUGUGGGGCGACUAUGGGAGGAUAUUGACUGCCAAAGACUUGCCUAACGGCUUUUCUGGAAGAGCCGGUGGUGUUUCUGGUACAAAAAGAGCUGCUGAUUGUGUUAGUCCUGCUGAGAAUGUGCCUGCCUCCACUGGAGUCAGCAGUCAGGUAGUUGGAUGGCCUCCUAUUAGAGCAUUCAGAAUGAAUAGCUUGGUUAACCAAUCAAAGAAUCCAAAUGUUGAAGAAGAUAAGGGAGUUGGCGGGAACGAAAAGAAGGAAAAUUUGAAGAAGAAAACCAACUAUGGAAAUCACAAGACUGAUGAUACCCCAAAGGACAAAGGUCAUCUUGGUUAUAUAAAGGUGAAUAUGGAUGGAGUUCCCAUUGGAAGGAAAGUGGAUCUGAAUGCUCACAAUUGCUAUGAAUCCUUGGCCGAAGCAUUAGAGGAGAUGUUCUUUAAUACCAUUGCAAUUAGUGGUGAAAAGGAAUCAUCCAGACAGCCCCCAAAGCUUUUGGAUGAAUCAUCCGAAUUUGUGCUCACAUAUGAGGAUAAAGAAGGAGAUUGGAUGCUUGUGGGAGACGUACCAUGGGGGAUGUUUCUAUGCACUGUCAAAAGGCUCAGGAUAAUGAGGAACUCAGAGGCUAAUGGAAUUGCUCCAACAAUCCAACAAAGGCAUGAAAGACUGAAGGGCAAGCCAAUUUAAAUGAGUGCUGGUUCUUCUCCAACUACAAAACGGCAGAAAAAAAAUGAGGCCACAGCUUGAAAAGGAAACGAAGGAAAAAUACAGAACUCUUAAAGAGUUACAAGUUACAACAGCUCACUGAGAUGUCCUAAUUGUUGUUGCUUUUGGUUGCAUUUUUUGUUUUAUUGUGUUCAGAGUCUAGUAUGUCCUAUUCAAAUCAGUUUUUGCAUAUCUUUUUUAGUCAUACACAUACUUUUUCAAAGGCCGUCCCAUAAUGUAAAUAUGUGUUGCUUUAUAUCCAGCUUCAUGUGUUUGCUGAGAACAAUUUGAUUUUUUUUUUUUCAUUAUUUCUUGCUAAAUAUCUUUGGAUUGUAUGAAAGAAGUUGUGUUUUCUUGUGCGUUAGAUGAUUA